This is a messenger RNA of Drosophila erecta, 2122 nucleotides long. RefSeq names its product NADP-dependent malic enzyme. The coding region runs from base 93 to 1901 and encodes 602 amino acids. Gene Ontology annotation, cellular component: mitochondrion. Lineage: Eukaryota; Metazoa; Arthropoda; Insecta; Diptera; Drosophilidae. The record is from RefSeq and is a predicted model, not a curated record. The transcript is spliced from 4 exons. Gene Ontology annotation, molecular function: malate dehydrogenase (decarboxylating) (NAD+) activity; NAD binding; malate dehydrogenase (decarboxylating) (NADP+) activity. Gene Ontology annotation, biological process: pyruvate metabolic process; malate metabolic process.
GUAGGCGUUCAGGCAAACAUUUACAAUUAUCUCAAAAUUUCCAGAUGAAAAGGUGUCCAUAAAAUUUCGGAGUUACACAACACAUUUUAGCCAUGGAAUUUCGCCGAUUGCAGCCAUUGCUGCGCCUUUCAUCACGGCCUCUUCUGAGCUUCUGCAGGCAGGUCAGCGUUUAUGAUGACGAAAUGGAUCAAGUAAUGAGACCUAACUGGCACGUCAUUAUGAAUGGAAAGUACAAUAAGGGUCUUGCCUUCAGCAUCAGGGAGCGGCAACGUCUGGGCAUCAUGGGAUUGAUGCCCUGCUCCGUGCGCUCCAUGGAUGAUCAGAUGAAUGCAGCCCAGGCGAACUUUGAUGCCAGACCCUCCAAUAUGGCCCGAUUUGCAUACUUGAGUGCACUCCACAAUCGACACCGACGACUGUACUACCGGUUCAUCAAGGAAAAUAUCGAGAGAGCGCUGCCCAUUGUUUAUACACCAACGGUGGGUGAUGUGGUGAACGCCUACGGACUGAACUUCCAGCAGGCCAUCAGCCUGUUCAUCAGCAUUCACGACAAGGGCCACAUCCGGGAUCUAAUGCACAACUGGGUGGAUGAGGGCGUGAAGGCCAUCUGUGUGACCGAUGGCGGAAGGGUCCUGGGUCUCGGAGACAUGGGAGCCAAUGCCAUGGGCAUUAGUUUGGGAAAAUUGGUUCUAUACACGGCAUUGGGCAGCAUUCCGCCGAGCACACUUAUGCCCGUUUGCCUGGACGUGGGUACCGAUAAUCAGUCCCUGCUGCAGGAUCCCCUCUAUGUGGGGGCACGAAUUCCGCGGGUAAAGGGACCGGAGUACGAUGAACUGGUGGAUGAAUUUAUGGAGUCGGUGGUUAAAUGCUUCGGACACAGCACCUUUAUUCACUUCGAGGACUUUGCCACUCCCAAUGCCUUGAAGUUCUUGGAUAAAUACAGGAACGAUUACUGUUGCUUCAACGAUGACAUCCAGGGGACGGGCGCCACUGGUCUGGCCGCGUUCAUCAACGUGGAGCGCAUCACUGGCCGUAAAUUGGAGGACACCAUAUUCCUCUUCGUGGGAGCUGGGAGUGCGGCACUGGGAAUCGCCAAUAUGUUGGCCAUGGAACUGGAGGUACGCGGCAUUCCUACCGAGGAGACAACCAAAAACAUCUACCUGAUGGAUCUGAAUGGUUUGUUAACCCACGAGUCGCCCAAUCCACCCGAGCUAGGGAAAAUAUUUAUUAAGUCCAUGGAGCCCAUGAAGGAUCUUUUGGCCGUGCUGGAGAAGCUGAAGCCGUCCGUACUUGUCGGAGCCACUGGCGUGGGUGGAAUUUUCAACGAAGAAGUGCUGAAAACUAUGGCAAAAAAUCACGAACGUCCUGCAAUUUUUCCCCUCUCAAAUCCAACUGCCAAUUCGGAAUGCACCGCCGAACAGGCCUUUACACACACUGAGGGUCGUGUCCUCUUCGGUUCCGGAUCGCCCUUUCCGCCAGUGGUCAUCAAUGGCAAAAGAUAUCAGCCCUCGCAGGCCAACAACUGUCUGACUUUUCCGGGCAUCGCACUGGCUGCCAUUGCGGCAAAGGCCCGAUGUCUGCCAAAUGCCGUAUUUUCGGUAGUGUCGCAUGAACUGGCCAGGAAUACACCGCAGGAGCUGCUGGACGAGGGCAUCCUGUUUCCGCCCAUCAAGGAUGCAAACAGUGUGGCCUUCAAUGUGGGCGUAGCGAUGACUCAGUAUCUAUUUGAUAAUGAUCUUUCGAAUAUCUACCCAAAGCCCGACGAUGUCUGUGAGUUCGUCAAGAGCCGUCUGUAUAAAUUCGAGUACCGAAACUCACUGCCAACUACUUGGGAUUAUCCCGAGCAACCGCCGACACCCAAAGCCAGACCCAAGUCCACGCCCAAGAAAAAAAGCACGGAGUAAACUUGGCCGGGAUUCCUUUAUAUCGAGCACUACUGACCUGAUUUUCAGCUGAGCGGGAGCCGUGUGUGUAAUUAGUUGCAGAUGCAAGAAUACAAGGACCUACAUACACCGAGGCACAUACAAAGUGGCACGAUAAAUGCCCGACAUUUUAACGUUAUUAUUGUCCUGUCAACGGGAAGCCAGUUGACAUGCUCGUGCGCCUGUGUGUGUGUGUGUGUAUC